AUGCGGCUACCGCGGCCGUCUUGGCUGCCCCUGGUAACGCUCGCCUUCUUCGGAUGUCUGGCGACGUCGUCUGCACAGGGCUACCCUUGCUACCAAGAGGGCUUCUACCGGGACCAGGACCACUGCGGCCGGUUUUACCGCUGCGCCCCCGUGCGGAACCGACCGGGUGUGUUCACCCUGUACACCUUCGGCUGCCCUGAAGGCACCGCCUUCGACGAGUACCAGCGGGUAUGCUUGGCCCCUCACUCGGAAGACCCCUGCUUCAACCAGGUGGCCAGGGCACCCGAACCACCGCGGCGUCGCGUCAACUAUCCGGCGCCCGUUCGGUCCAGCUUCCGAGACGGUCAUCCACUGCCGUGCCGCGGAAAUGGAUUCCAUGCCCACCCGUACGACUGCAACCGCUUCUACCGCUGCGUCCGCUACGAGCAGGACUCCUUCUAUAACGUGUACGAGUUCAACUGCCCUGAGUCACUCGUCUUCGACGAGUACUCGGGCACGUGCAACUACCCGGAGAUGAGUUACUCCGAGUGUGUCAACACACAGUUCCAGAACAGUAGCAGCAGCACCUGGAGUGACCGAGGUUCGGACUCCAACACGGACGGUUCACCUAGCUGGUCUCAGCCUUCCCAACCCACGGGAGAAGGCAAUCAACCCUCACCCGACGGCGGGUCGACAGCAGAAACGCACGAUCCUAGUCAAGGCCAACAGCAAGGUCCGUCAGAGACGCCGCCCUGUACGCGAGAAGGCUUCUUCGCCCAUCCAGACGACUGCAACAAGUUCUACCGGUGCGUAAGCGGAGACACGGGAUCCUAUGUCGUGUACGUGUUCAGCUGCGGCCCGACACUGGUCUGGGACGAGGCCGAAGACACCUGCAACUAUCCCCACGCCGUUUCGGGACCCUGUGGAACGGGAGCUGGAGGGCAGCCUUCGCGACCUUCGCCGCCUGUUGGACCACCUCCGUCAGGAGGCAGCGCGCCUCCGGGAGGUCGUCCAGGUCAAUCGUCUCAGGGUGAAGGUACAGAGAAGCCUUGCGACAAGGAGGAAGGAGGCACACCAGGAGGAGGCGCACCGGGAGGUGGAAGACCUGGUGGGGGAAGACCUGGUGGGGGAAAACCUGGCGGUGGAAGGCCUGGAGGUGGCAGUUCUGGCGGUGGAAGACCUGGAUCUGGCAGUCCUGGUGGUGGAAGACCCGGAGGUGGCAGUCCUGGCGGUGGUAUGCCUGCCCCGGGCGGAUCGCCUUCAGGCCAAGACCUACCGUGUCCGAACGAGGGCUUUUACCGCAACCCGACUAACUGUUACCGGUUCUACAGGUGCGUCAAGAGAGAAAACAGUGGUGGCAGCGGCAAAGACUAUGAUGUCUACGAAUUUAAUUGCCCCGAAGGGCUCGUGUUUGACGAGAGGUUCAGCGUGUGCAACUGGCCUCAUCAGGCAGCGCCGUGUGAUGAAAGUAGUGGCGAACCGGGACAAGGACAGGGUGGACAACCAGGACAAGGUGGACAUCCUGGACAAGGAGGGCGACCAGGACAGGGCGGCCGACCAGGACAAGGCGGACAACCUGGAGGCCAGGGAGGGAGACCUGGCCAGGGUGGUGAACCUGGUCAAGGUGGACGACCUGGACAAGGUGGACAACCUGGCGGACAAGGAGGACAACCAGGACAAGGUGGAAGACCAGGACAGGGUGGCCAACCCGAACAAGGGGGUAGACCUGGGCAAGGUGGUCAACCGGGACAAGGUGGCCAGCCUGGACAAGGAGGACGACCAGGGUCGGGUGGACAGCAAGGACAAGGUGGCCAACCCGGAGAGGGAGGAAGACCAGGUCAGGGCGGCCAACCGGGGGGACAAGGUGGCCAGCCCGGACAGGGAGGAAGGCCAGGCCAGGGUGGUCAACCAGGUCAGGGACAGCCAGGGCAAGGAGGGAGGCCAGGACAGGGUGGACGUCCAGGUCAAGGACAACCAGAAUCGGGUGGGCAGCAAGGACAAGGAGGUCCUACCGAGGGUUCGAGUCCAAGCCGGCCUAGCCCAGCAGAGGGCGGUCGAGAUCAAGAACCAACAAAGCCGCCCUGCAAAGGGGAGGGCUUCUUCAGGCACCCUGACAGCUGUUACCGAUUCUACCGCUGCGUAAAUUCAGGCAGUGCUAGCAACAACUUUGUAGUAUAUGAGUUCAACUGUCCCGAAGGUCUAGUAUUUGACGAGCGCUAUAGCACCUGUAACUGGCCCUCUGACGCACCCCCCUGUGACUCGGCGAUGCCGCCGUCGGAAGGUCAGGCCCCGUCCAGGCCUGGAGGACGUCCUGGAGGCCCCGGACAAGGCGGUAGUGCCGGGCAGCCAGGACAGGGUGGAGGUCCGGGACAACCGGGACAAGGAGGACAACCAGGACAACCGGGGCAGGGAGGGCAACCAGGGACCCCAGGGCAAGGUGGACAGCCUGGAGGCCCAGGCGGAAGGCCAGGCAAACCAGGCCAAGGUGGGCAGCCUGGAGGCCAAGGCGGAAGACCAGGUCAGCCAGGACAAGGCGGACAACCCGGAGGUCAAGGCGGAAGACCUAGUCAGCCAGGUCAAGGCGGUCAGCCUGGAGGUUCAGGACAACAGAGUCACCUACCGUGCCCAAACGAGGGAUUUUUCCGCAACCCCGAUAACUGCUACCGCUUUUACCGCUGCGUCGACACCGGCAGUGGAUACGUAGCAUAUGAGUUCAACUGUCCUGAAGGGCUGGUGUUUGACGAACGGUUCAGUACCUGCAACUGGCCUGAUGCUGCGCCUCCUUGUGACCAGAAACCUCCACUAGGCAGACCAGCUCCUGGCGGAAAACCCGGUGGCGGGAAGCCCGGUGGCGGGAAGCCCGGUGGUGGGAAGCCCGGCUCCGGAAAACCAGACACUGGAAAACCAGGUCCUGGAAAACCUGAACCAUCUCCAUCUCAACCUGGCUCUACGCCUUCUGGUCCCGAAUCUUCCCCCGGCAGUACACCCGGUGCAGAAACCACUGGACCUGGUACUGGGACGACGGGAUCCCCCACCGACAGCACGGAAACGACUGUCAGUGGUACAGACAGCACUGGAACCACACCGAUGGGUACAGAUGGCACAGGAAGUACUGGAACUACUCCAAUGGGUACAGAUAGUACAGGGAGCACUGGAACCACACCAGCCAGUACAGACAGCACUGGAAGCACCAGCACUCCAACGGACAGCACGGGCACGACUCCGACCGGAACAGAUAGCACAGGUUCAACGCCUACAGGAACUGACAGCACAGGAACUACUCCCGCUGACAGCACAGGAACAACUCCAGGCGGUACUGACAGCACCGGGUCAACGGGUACCGACAGCACAGGUUCCACUGGUACUCCACCUACUGGUACUGACAGCACGGGAACUACCGGUCCCGCUACAGACGGGACCACAGAGAAGGACUGCGACAAGACCACAAAGCAACCGCCUAGCGGCGGGGGCAGACCAGCGGCUGUCAAGGAACCCAAUGGCAAACCUUCAGAGCUCAGCUGCCCCCGGACAGGUUUUUUCAGACGCCCGGGCAACUGCAACAAGUUCUACCGCUGCGUCGACUUCUACAUGACCGGACGCAAUUACGUUGUGUACGAAUUUGACUGUCCCGAAGGCCUAGUCUUUGACGAACGAUACAGCGUAUGUAACUGGCCCGAACAAGCAGCUCCUUGCGAAGAAGGACCGCCACCUCCGGGGCAAGCGCCUUCAGGUCCGGAAGGAGGAUCCCAAGAAGGAGGAUCACCUGGAGGUCCAGGACAACCUGGGGAGCCCGGUGAACCAGGACAGCCUGGGGGACCGGGCCAGCCUGGAGGUCAAGGGCCACCCGGAGGUCAAGGACAGCCCGGAGGACAGGGUCGACCAGGAGAGCCCGGUCAACCUGGAGUCGCUCCCCCCGCCACUGAUGUCACCUCGCCAAAGCAGCCGUCCACGCCAGAGUCUACGGGACUCCCGUGCCCAAGUCAGGGAUUCUUCAGGAACCCGAGCGACUGCCACCGUUUCUACCGAUGCGUUGACCUCUCAAGCGAAGGCAAGGGAUUCGUGGUCUAUGAGUUCGACUGCCCCGCUGGACUCGUCUUUGAUGAGAGGUUUAGUGUAUGCAAUUGGCCCGACGACGCGGCUCCUUGCGACGGCGGUCAAGACGCGCCUUCCACCGGAGGCGCACCUCCGGCCGAACAAGGGGAGACUCCUAGUCAACCACCUUCUGAUGGUGACACUCCUAGUUUCCCACCUUCAGAAGGCGAGACUCCAAGUUCCCCGCCCUCGGGUGGCGACACACCCGUCUACCCACCAACGGAAGAAGAGACACCUAGUUACCCUCCCAGUGGAGGUGGCACUCCCAGUUAUCCUCCGACAGAAGGCGGACAGCCGAGCCCGCAACCAAAUCCCGAAGAACCGGCAGAUCAACCAGCGGGCGACUGCGAGCCGCGGUGCAGCAGGACGGGCUACUUCCGCAACCCAGGCGACUGCAACAAGUUCUACCGUUGUGUAGACUUCUACCAGAAGGGGUCCUACGUCAUCUUCCACUUCGAUUGUCCCGCUGGACUGGUCUUCGACGAAAGGUACAGCGUCUGCAAUUGGCCGCACGACGCCCCGCCUUGCGACAGCUCAGGGGGCGAAGGAGGCGCGGGAAGCUGCGCUCCGAGUCGGGGACCCUCACCACCGUCCGGCCCAUCGGAACCGCAGCCCGGCCCUCAACCCCAGCCUCAACCCCGGCCACCGCAGCCACCUAUGCCACCUCCGAGGCCAGCUGACUCAUCGGUGUGCAAGCGGACAGGCUUCUUUCGAGACCCUGCAGACUGUCACAAGUUCUAUCGUUGCGUUGACCCGUACCAGAACGGGAAACUUCAGGCAGUUCACUUCGACUGCCCGGCGGGACUAGUAUUCGACGAGAGGUACAGCGUCUGCAACUGGGCUCACGAUGCUCCUCCCUGUGACGGUGAGCCCGAAAGGCCAGACCAGCCGAGCAGGCCAGAACCCAUAGAGACGUCAACGCCUUGUGACAAGACGACCUCCAGCGACGAGGAGUCGACCACUGCGGCGAUGUCGACGGAGGCCACAACUGCGAUGGAGUCGACAACGGCCGCAGCAACGACCCCGGCAGAAUCGACGACCGCGGAGGAAAGCACGACCGCAGCCGCGACGACGGAGGCUCCGAUGACCACAACGCCGUCCAGACGACAGGCCAAGAAACUCGAUGAUCUCAUCUGCGACCGCAUGGGCAACUUCGCUUUCGAGGGCGAUUGCAUCCACUUUUACCGUUGCACCAGCAACAAGAAACAGAAGGCCGAGUUGUUUAAGUGCCCCGAUAAGUAUGUGUUUGAUCCGAAGAUCGAGUUCUGCCGGCGCAAGCGAAAGAGCUUCAAGUGCGACAAGACGCCGUCCGAAGAACUUAUGGCCCGACUUCCAGCAAACUUCAUGCAGUCAGCCAUUGAAGCUGGACCGGGCUUCUUAUGGGAUUGA
Molecule: messenger RNA, 5460 nt
Organism: Ixodes scapularis (black-legged tick)
Lineage: Eukaryota; Metazoa; Arthropoda; Arachnida; Ixodida; Ixodidae
Product: collagen alpha-1(I) chain
Exons: 3
Coding region: 1-5460 (1819 amino acids)
Cellular component (GO): extracellular region
Molecular function (GO): chitin binding
Source: RefSeq, a predicted model, not a curated record